This is a messenger RNA of Ctenopharyngodon idella (grass carp), 1616 nucleotides long. RefSeq lists its product as uncharacterized. The transcript is spliced from 10 exons. Gene Ontology annotation, biological process: positive regulation of ERK1 and ERK2 cascade; T cell activation; interleukin-15-mediated signaling pathway. Lineage: Eukaryota; Metazoa; Chordata; Actinopteri; Cypriniformes; Xenocyprididae. The coding region runs from base 16 to 1251 and encodes 411 amino acids. The record is from RefSeq and is a predicted model, not a curated record. Gene Ontology annotation, molecular function: protein tyrosine kinase binding; MHC class II protein binding. Gene Ontology annotation, cellular component: membrane raft; external side of plasma membrane.
UGACAGAAACAGAAAAUGGCUGAUAAGUGUGAUCUGUGUCUGCUGGGACUGAUCAUUCUCUCUUCACUUCUCACAGAAGAUAUUGAUUACAACUUCGGACGGAACCAUCAAGGAUUUCUCCUCAGCCUGCAGAUCCGAAUGCUCCUCAACAGCCAAAGGCAUUUUGCAAGUACCAGUGGAGUGAAUGAGAAUGUGUUCAUCAGUUCUGGUGAAAAUGUCCGUCUGCCCUGUAAUAAUGCUCUUUCUGACUGCAAAUCAACUACAUGGAUCUAUAACAGUUUCAGAAGUUCAGGGACAGUUGAACUGAUUGGUUUAGGGAUAAAGAAGAAAAACACAGAGAGACAUGAGAGACUGAAUCUGGGGUCUGACUGCUCUCUGAACAUCAAGAACGUCACAGAAGAUGAUUCUGGAUUAUAUAGCAGCCUACAAUUUGUGAAUGGAGAACAAGGAGCUGAUGCACAUGUUUAUCUGCAUGUUCUUCAUGUUUCAGUGUCUCCAUCAUCAUCAUCAUCAUCAUCCUCACAGACUGAGAUCAGUCCGGGCCGCUCUGUGACUCUCUCCUGUCAGGUGUAUUCUGGAUUCUUCUGUGAUUAUUGGGUUCGUUCUGAGGGACUUCAGCUGUCGUGGGUGAAUCAGGCUGGUGUUGAUCUGACGACAGACUCCAGAUAUCAGAUAUUAUUCUCAUCAGAUCACUGUAUCAUCACUCUGACUACAACACUCCUGAAUGAAGAUGACAACAGAGAGUGGAGAUGUCAGCUUACUCUCAGAAAUCAACUCCAGACCUCAGUCAGAUACACUGUCAAGUAUUCAGUUGUAGUGUCAACUAAAGCAACAACACCGACUCCAGAUGUCACACCAAACUCUCUGAAUCCAGUGAUUGUGAUUGUGAUUGUUGUCGCUUCAUUCGCUGUUCUCCUUCCUGCUCUUAUUCUCUGGAUGAUUCGCAGAAAAAGAGACGAUAACAGAAGAGGAACUGAUGACUCUGAGGAUCAACAAACACGACCUGUCUAUCCAACAGGACAGAACACUCUUCUUCAACAGGAGCAGACAGAUGAUCAUGUGACUUAUUCUGAGGUCACUGCGUACAGUAAAAACCAAGACAAAGAGAACAAGGUUCGCUGUGAUGAUAAAGUGACUUAUGCUUCCAUCAGAGGAGCAAAAGCUGGAUCUCAGGAAAACUGCAGUGAACUUUAUGCCUCUGUGAACAAGAACAUCACAAAUCAGUCAAAUAAUGACACAAAAACCACAUGAGCAGAAGAAUAUGAAUCUAAUAUAACUGAGUCCUAAUGGUGUCAUUCAGUGCCAUUAUAAAUACUUUCAAUGUCUUUUACAUGUUAACAAACAAACCCAAGUGAUGCUCUGAUUUAUUUGUAGUUAUUGGUUAUUUUUCUCAGUUCAGCAUGUUUUUUGUAUAGUUUCUGUCUGCUUGUUGAUCAGUUAAUGCUAGUGUCUUUAUUAUUAAUUCAGAGCUGCAGGUUUGUACAAAGUCUAGAAAAUGAGGACACUUUUACUCUCUUACAUCAUUCUCAUUAAAUGCCAUAUUAUAAAUUAUAACAGCAUUUUUUAAAUUCUGAAUUAAAAUCAGCACUUUCAAAUAAAUAUUCUUCAGAGUUUUA